UCGCAGACCGACGGGACGCAAUGAUGGUAACCGCUUGUCCUCGCGAGUGAAAUUAUCUAGAAGAGUUUAAGUCGAGCAGAAGCACCCGAGUCCAUCAGACGGGAAUGAAUCAGACGAAGUUUUCCACCGAGGAGUUGCGUUCUCUCCCACCGAGACCACCGGUUUUACCCGCAGCUUCGCCACAGAGACGGUUUGUCAAAUUGGGAAGGAAGACAAGUGAUGGAUCCCAGCAAUCAGCUUCAUCUGUUGGCAGUUCAUCCACCAGCAGGGCAACGGAGGCCGUGGCCGCCAGACAGCCCGGCAAGAGCCGCAUCCAUCGCCAAACUAAUCGCCUCUCGGGCGUCUUUCAUCGCGGCCCCGACUCCAAUGCUGGCUCUAUGGCGCUGACGGCGGGAAUCAGGGCCUCGCUGUCCAUCCAAGCCAGGAAGGGAAGCAUGAUCCCCGCAGAUGCUUCAAGAGCGGACGACCCAUCCGAGCUGUCCAAUCAGAUAACGGCUCCAGGGAUCCUGAAGAUCUUUGGAAACGAGAUCUGCGAGGGAGCUCACUAUAAGAGCGUCCUGGCCACCACGCACUCCAGUGCCAAAGAGCUCGUCAAAGAGGCCCUCGAACGGUAUGGACUGGGCAAGGAGGAGGCAAAGUCCUAUGUUCUGUGCGACACCAUUGGCUCCACCGGAGAACAUCGGUGGAGGACGGAGGGGUUCCGCGUCGUGAGCGACAACGAGAGGCCCCUCAUCCUGCAGUCGCUAUGGAAACCCAGAGAAGGCCUGGCGCGGCGGUUCGAAAUCCAGAGGAGGAGCUCGAUAGAGGAGAAGACAUCCAAAGACAAAGACACCGUCACUGCCGGUAUCAAUGCCCAGGCUCGAAAGCUGCAGAAGAGCCGCUCCAGAGUGACCUCCACCCUCAUAGAGAGGACCGCGGGACGAGGCCACAAACUGUGGAGGAGCAAAAGUGAGAUGGACCUCUUAGAUUCUGACACAGAGGCCAAACAGGACAGUGAUCAUGAUGAAUGUCGCAAGGAUCGAAGCGAGAGUCUGAAUCAAACUUCGGCGCAGAGCUCCGAUGGCCUGGGAAGGAGCCCGGAACAGAACCGCAUUCACGGCCCGGCAGUCCCCGGCAGGGACGGUGGGUCGCAGCCCAAAACAGAGGGCCUCUGUCCACCGAGGCCGAGGGGCGAGCGGGAAGGAGAGGAGUCGGAGAGGGAGGAGACGGAGAGCAGCGACGAUAACACCACACAGUACUCCAUUCACCCUCCUCACGACUGUCCGUACCUGCUGUUGCUGCAGGGCUGCAGCCCGGCACAGGACUUUGUCAUCUACCUACUCGCUGGGCCAAACAUUGCAUUUGGUCGGCAAAGCGAUCAUGACGACGGCACAAAGGCGGACACCCUUCUCUUUGCCACCGACAUCCUCCCGAGGCACUGCCAUUUCCAUCGGCAUGGCGUCGGCGGCCCCACUGUGCUCUGGCCCUGUCCGAACGGCGCGGUCACGAGGAAUGGCGAAGCGCUGAGAAAAGAAGUGCAGCUUGACCCCGGUGACGUCAUCGGGAUGGGACUGCACUACCUGUUUCUGUUCAAGGAUCCCUCCGCCUCGGCACAAAAGGAAGAGGACAAUGCCACUCCUGAGCCCGGCAUGACUGCUGUCCCCUGGAUGCUGGGUCACACUUCCUCUGCCAGCACAACGAGCCAUACCAGAAAAACAGUCCUCUGUGACACCUGCAUCACAACCUCCGUCGACCUCCAGAGCCCUCAAAACACACGCCUUCCCUUUUCAAAAUCACCCGAACGCCACAGCCCGACUCUGGAGUAUGAGAGCGAGGAUGAGGAGCGCAUUGUCAAGGAGAUAGUUGCUAUGGGAAGGACCAGCGUCAAAGACGGACCUCCGCUGACCGUUGCAUUUUUGCUGUGUCUUUGCCUGCAGUAUUCGUCCACAUGUCUUCACACCUCAGACCUGCGCCGGCUGCUGUUGCUCAUUGCGAGCAGAGUUCAGAGGGCUGUGUGGGAGCACACUAAGGACCUAGCUGCAGUUCAGCCUGAAGAUCUCAGCGGUGAAGGCUCAAACCCGGAGGAUCUCCAGGCUCUCGGGCGGCCCGAGGCGAUCUCAGGUCUGCGCCCCCUGGCGGUGUGGAUGUCCAACAGUCUGGAGCUUCUGCAGUUCAUCCAGUGCCAGCUGCCUCUUAUUCUGGAGUGGAGGACCCGAAAAGAGCAGGGACAGGAAGAUGAUGAAAAAGGAACGGACGAUGAUGAGAGCAAGGAGGUGGAGAACUUGGCCCUGGUGGCACUACGUCUGUCCAGUGUCCGUACAGCCAGCGAGGAGACGAUGGCUGUUUUGGAGGAGGUCCUCAUGCUCGCCUUCCAGCAGUGUGUGUACUACAUUACCAAGGUCCUCUACCCCGUCCUGCCGGCCCUUCUGGAUUGCAACCCGUUCAGGGAGAGUCCUGACCUGCAGGCGACCGCCGAGAGUGGUGAGAGCUGUGGACUGCAGGUCCCAGGUGAGAUCCAGCAUCUCGCGGAUGUUCUGACAGAGACCUGGAGACUGCUGCGUGACUGUCAGCUCCAUCCGGAGAUUUCCUUGCAGCUCAUUGGCUACCUCUUCUACUUCAUCAACGCGUCACUCUUCAACUCGCUCAUGGAGAGAGGAUCCGAGCCAGGUUUCUACCAGUGGACCAGAGGCGUACGCAUGCGGGCCAAUCUCGACCUGCUCCUGGACUGGGCUCACGCAGCCGGACUGGGAGACAUGGCCUCAGAACACACACACACACUCUCGUCAGCUAUCAAUCUGCUGGCCACACCUAGAAAGAAUUUACUGCUGACAUCUUGGGUGUCCUUGCGGUCUGACUACCCUGCCCUGAGUCCGGCCCAGCUGAACCACCUGCUGAGUCUUUACAGCCCAGCAUCUCCCUGCAGACACACCUGGACUCCAUCUGUUCACGACCGGGCCGCAGCACACGAAACUGCCGAUAUCCUGGAGAGUUUCGACACCCACCAUCCUCUGGUGCUGCCGGACGAGGGUUACCAGUUCCUACUGGGCAGGCAGGUAACAGAUGCAGCCCUGAGGGAACAGCUGGACAAGCUCAAAGAGUUCAUGGCGGCCCUUUCUGACUCGCGGUCCAAUGAGGUCACAGCUACUGAGGAGGCUAAACUGACUGAGACGGAAGUCCUUUCAAACACAUCGCCCGUUGAGAUGGUCUCAUCCCAGGCUGCUGUCCGUGACCGCCAGUCCCCUUCCACUACCUUUGGUGCCUUACCUCCAUCAACCUCAUCGCCUGCCUCUCCCUCCUCCACCCAACACCCGGACGAGCUCACCUCGUGCGGUGUCCUCCUUUUGUCCCGGAAGCUAAGAGAUCUGGAGCUGCAGACCGGAGAGCCUGGCGACGCGAGGAGGUCGGCUCUGGACCCUUCCUGUCUCCUCACCCCGCCCAACACCCCCCACCUCAUAGAUCCUGUUGAUAAAUGGAUGAAGGGUGACGGUGAGACGCUUCCCUGGUCUUCUAGUGUGGACGCACGUGAUGAAGGCGGAUUAGUGUUUGAAUGUCUCGCUGCACUGGAAGUAGACCGUUUGAAGUCAGACUGCCCCAGUGUGAAGAGGUUUGUCGACUUAAAAGAGGAAGAGGAAGAAGAGGAGGAGGAGGAGGAAGAAGAGGAGGAGGAGGAGGAGGAGGGAGAGGCGGUUGACCAUGUCGAUGACAGUAAUGAUGAGGUUUUUAGCUUGGAGUUGGAGCGAGGUGAACGAGGACUUGGUCUUGCCCUGGUUGACACAAGGGACACUUCCACGAGGGUGAAAGGCAUCUUCGUCCGCACGGUGGUCCCCGACUCCCCUGCAGCCCGGUGUGCAAGGCUGGUACCAGGAGACAGGAUCCUGGCCGUUAAUGGAGUCAGUCUGCUCGGACUGGACUGCCAGAGUGGAAAGGAGCUGAUCCAGUCAUCGGGUGACAGACUGAGGUUACUGGUGGCCCGAUCUGAUUGGAUGGCCGAGGCUCUACAGACCGACUGCUGACGCCAUCUUUUAACCAAGACUGUUAAUGUACCACCAGCGCACUUAAAGAUGACUUUAAGAGCUUAUUUAGCAUUCAAGCUCAGGACAUGGACAUUAACAAAAGGAUAUGUGAUUGUGAAGAUUUAAAAAAGCACUAUAAAAUGAGCUACUUCCUGGUUAAACUGAGCACCAGGUUUGUAGCUGCUCAAUGUAGUUUUUGCAUCUUGUUCAUUUACAUCGUGAUAGCGUGAUAGUAAUUAUUGACGUGUGCACCUGAGGCUGCGUUCCAGAGAGUUUGGUAUGUUUGGGUUCCAAACAUCACUGCUGCUAUUUCUGGUCCAGCCCUCAUUUCAAGCAGUAGAUGACUUCUACGCAGGGGUGUGUGUCAAGACCAACUUAAACUAUUUCAGGUCAAGUCCAACACCAGGUCCAGUCGAUGUGUUAAAAAAUGUUUUAACCGGCCGCCGUCAGCCCAACAGCCUGCAAUUACAGAUAUAUUCGCUGCAACACCAGCAUGAUGUCAAAAGUAACAUGCACCAACUCAGGUGUAACAUCAUUGCCAUUCUUGGAUUUAGAUUUACUUCUUAUCCAUCUUCUGGAUAAAGUCAUUUGAUAUGCGGUGGUUGUUACAUGUUGUUGCUAAAUGGACCAUAAAAAAACAUAUUGUCACUUAUUCUUCCUGGUUGGCUCAUAGUCACAGAAAGUCAGCCAUUUCAUUUUUUUCCUUUAUGGCAGGGUUCAUAGUUUAUUGUAAUUGUUACAUCCUUAUUAUUAUUAAUUACCCACAUGCUUUUUUUAAAGCAGUGUUAAUAGUUAGCUCAUUAGUCUGUUGUUGUUUCAGCAAUAAAUACAUUUUAAUCCUCCAUUGCUGUGAUUUCCAUUCAAUUCUGAAUUUAUUUUUGUCCGGGAACAAAACAGUUAUAACACCUUUAACAUAUAGAUAAUAUAACAGACCCUUUUAUGGGGGGGCAACAUGAUGAUGGUCCGUGCACGAAGUAUAAUUUGUUUUCUAUUGUUCACGUUGUCUAAUGAACAAUGUCAGUUCAUGUGUAUUACCUAAUGUCAUUGGUCUACUUGUGUUAAUGUAUCUGCUGUGUGUGAGUUCGUUGUUCGAUAGCCGAUGCUGCCUAAACGCGGUUGCGCUUUGUCUGUGUUAUUGUCGCAUUAAAUGAACAUGUGCGAUGUAAUUCAAUGUGCGAUGCAAUUCAGCGCACCGAAACGUCAGAUGUUCCAUUAUCCGACUUUAAUAAUGAACAUUGAGUAAAGGGAGUCGAGAGCAGUAAACAGAGACAGCUCGCAUUUAAAGUAAAAGUUGCGCGUUUCCAAACGUGUUUGCUCCAGCGAUCAAUUUAAGGAGAGCUAAUAUUAUAAAUAAUGAACAUAAUGUAACUGCUAUAAAGUCAUAUUUCUGACACUUUCCCAUAAUUGAACGUGAAUAAACUGCCAAU
Molecule: messenger RNA, 5419 nt
Organism: Anarrhichthys ocellatus (wolf-eel)
Lineage: Eukaryota; Metazoa; Chordata; Actinopteri; Perciformes; Anarhichadidae
Product: ras-associating and dilute domain-containing protein-like
Exons: 18
Coding region: 105-3992 (1295 amino acids)
Biological process (GO): signal transduction; negative regulation of Rho protein signal transduction; regulation of GTPase activity
Cellular component (GO): cell-cell junction
Molecular function (GO): GTPase binding
Source: RefSeq, a predicted model, not a curated record